GGGCAUUUUUCCGGGUCAUCAUGUGGAAUGUGUUUUCCCUGCAAAUGCAAUUGGUUUGAUUUAGCGAUUCGAGCCGAAUGGAUUUGGCCGAUAAAUUGGGAGAUUCUUAAGAGAAGACGAUCGUAUUGCACUUUGUAGUCGAAAACCCUAGUCCUCUGUUUUCACCAUUAUCACCCUUCUUCUUCUUCUUCUUCUUCUCCUUGGUCGAUUCGCCGCUGCCUUGUGCUAUCCGUAUACAUCAUCCUAUAGAGGUUUUUCAUUUAGUUGCAGAUUAGCUUACCAGAGUUCGUCCUGAAUGCGUCGGUGAUCGAUUCUCCGCGUCGGUGAUGAUAGCGAUCGGAUCGGAGAAGAUGGAUAAGGAACGAGUCAGAAAACGGCCUCGUAUGACCUGGGACGAGGCGCCAGCUGAACAAGAUGCUAAAAGGGCUAUGUAUAGAGGAGAUGGAAGCGAUGGGAGGGUUUUGUCACCACCGUUAAGAGAGGAUGAUCGCGACGGCCAUUAUGUUUUCAGCUUGAGGGAGAAUCUCACUCCUAGAUUAAGAACCCUUCCUCAACUCUUGUGUUCUGUGUUGACAGAUAAAAUACUGAGCAAGAUGGGUGAAGGCACAUUUGGUCGGGUUUUGGAAUGUUGGGAUCGUGAAACAAGAGAAUAUGUGGCAGUAAAGAUAAUCCGAAGCAUUAAGAAAUACCGGGAUGCAGCAAUGAUCGAAAUCGAUGUACUUCAAAAACUUGUCAAGAGUGAUAAAGGCCGCAAACGCUGUGUGCAGAUAAAGGACUGGUUUGAUUACCGGAAUCAUAUUUGCAUCGUGUUCGAGAAGCUUGGGCCAAGUUUGUUUGACUUUCUAAAGAGAAAUAAAUACUCCGCGUUUCCCCUGGCCCUUGUUCGGGAUUUUGGAUGCCAGCUUUUGGAAUCUGUAGCAUAUAUGCACGAGUUACAGUUAGUUCACACUGACCUCAAGCCUGAGAACAUUCUUUUGGUGUCUUCUGAAAAUGUAAAGCUUCCUGACAAUAAGAGGAGUGCGUCAAGUGAGACAUAUUUCAGGUGCUUACCGAAGUCAAGCGCCAUUAAACUGAUUGAUUUCGGCAGCACUGUUUGUGAUAACCGGAUUCAUCACUCCAUUGUCCAAACAAGGCAUUACAGGUCCCCUGAGGUUAUUUUAGGUCUAGGAUGGAGUUACCAGUGUGACUUAUGGAGUAUAGGCUGUAUACUAUAUGAACUAUGCACGGGUGAGGCUCUCUUUCAGACGCAUGAUAACCUCGAACAUCUAGCUAUGAUGGAGAGGGCAUUGGGACCUUUGCCUGAACAUAUGACCCGAAAAGCCAGCCGGGGUGCUGAGAAAUAUUUCAGGAGAGGGUGUAGGCUGAAUUGGCCUGAAGGAGCCAACUCUAGAGAGAGCAUCAGGGCUGUAAAAAGACUUGAUCGUCUCAAGGAUAUGGUAUCAAAACAUUUAGACAACACAAGAUCUGGAUUUGCAGAUCUGUUGUAUGGUUUACUGGAAUAUAAUCCGUCGGAGCGUCUCACAGCAGAAGAAGCUCUUCGCCAUCCUUUCUUUAAGAGCUCAAGUUAAGAAGAAGCAAAAACAGACGAGGCAAGUUGUGCCUAAAUAGCAACGAGCACCGCUAAAAUGUAGAAUUUUACUUAGCAUCAAGUUUUUGUUAGAUUUCUCUCAUUAGCACCGAACAAGAGUACUCUUAUUCCAGUUUCGAGUUUGGCGGAGGAUAACCUCUGUUGUAAUUACAUUGUGUUGUCGAGGCUUCAAAAAAUCAAGACCACAUUUUGAUACUAAUCCACAUUAUAAAUUGCAUAUCACAAGCAAUCAUUCAUUAUA
Thlaspi arvense is the source of this 1829-nucleotide messenger RNA. The record is from the annotation of a GenBank genome assembly. NCBI's taxonomy places the organism in Eukaryota, Viridiplantae, Streptophyta, Magnoliopsida, Brassicales, Brassicaceae.